Capsella rubella is the source of this 1622-nucleotide messenger RNA. RefSeq names its product pentatricopeptide repeat-containing protein At5g66500, mitochondrial. Gene Ontology annotation, molecular function: RNA binding; protein binding. Bases 11 to 1603 code for a protein of 530 amino acids. Gene Ontology annotation, biological process: RNA modification. The transcript has a single exon. NCBI's taxonomy places the organism in Eukaryota, Viridiplantae, Streptophyta, Magnoliopsida, Brassicales, Brassicaceae. The record is from RefSeq and is a predicted model, not a curated record.
GUACGUUCACAUGUUUGCCCAUUGUGGACGCAUAAUUCGUCUGGGUGACGUCACCGUAAAACACACGAAUUUGCUAUCGAGAUGUGUGUUUGUUCGAAAUUUUGUCGCCAAUGCCCACCACCUGUUCGACGAAUUGCCGCAACGAGACCUCUCCUCACUUAACUCUCAACUCUCGUCUUACCUCCGCAGCGGAAACCCAAACGGCGCAAUGGCUCUUUUCCUUGAGAUGCAUCGAGCCAGCCCUGAUCUCAGCUCCCACACCUUCACUCCUGUUCUCGGCGCGUGUGCUCUCUUGUCGUAUCCGGAAACAGGACGCCAGGUUCACGCCUUGAUGAUUAAAGAAGGCGCUGAGACAGGAACCAUUUCCAAAACGGCGCUUAUUAACAUGUACUCAAAGUACGGACACUUGGUUGAUUCCAUUACGGUAUUCGAGAGCGUUGAGGAAAAAGAUGUCGUCUCAUGGAAUGCUCUGCUUUCGGGUUUCCUUAGAAACGGUAAAGGUCAAGAAGCUCUUGGCGUUUUCGCUGCUAUGUAUAGAGAAAGAGUAGAAAUCAGUGAGUUCACUUUAUCUUCCGUUGUUAAAACUUGUGCCUCUCUUAAGAUUUUGCAGCAAGGGAAGCAAGUUCAUUCCAUGGUGCUGGUCACGGGACGUGAUCUUGUGGUUUUAGGAACUGCAAUGAUUAAUUUUUACUCGAGUGUAGGGCUGAUAAGUGAAGCCAUGAAGGUUUAUCUCAGUUUGAAUGUUCAUACGGACGAGGUGAUGUUAAAUUCAUUGAUAUCAGGUUGCAUUCGAAACAGAGAUUACAAGGAAGCGUUUCUGCUUAUGAGUAGGCAGAGACCCAACGUGAGAGUGCUCAUUAGCUCCCUUGCUGGUUGCUCUGAUAACGCUGAUCUGUGGAUUGGUAAACAGAUACACUGUGUCGCCUUACGUAAUGGUUUCGUUUCAGAUUCUAAGCUAUGCAAUGGCUUAAUGGAUAUGUAUGGAAAAUGCGGUCAGAUUGUGCAAGCCCAUACUAUUUUCAGAUCUAUUUCGUAUAAAAGUGUGGUUUCUUGGACGAGUAUGAUAGAUGCGUAUGCAGUUAAUGGUGAUGGGGUUAAGGCUCUUGAAAUCUUUAGGGAAAUGUGUGAAGAAGGAAGCGGAGUUUUGCCUAAUUCAGUGACAUUUCUGGUUGUUUUAUCGGCUUGUGCACAUGCAGGACUAGUUGAAGAAGGUAAGGAAUGUUUUGGUAUGAUGAAGGAGAAAUAUCGGUUGGUUCCUGGAACAGAGCAUUACGUAUGCUUUAUUGAUAUCUUGAGCAAGGCUGGGGACACAGAGGAGAUAUGGAGAUUAGUCGAGAGAAUGAUGGAGAACAAUAAUCGUAACAUUCCUUGUGCUGUAUGGGUUGCAGUACUUAGUGCCUGUAGUCUAAAUAUGGAUGCCACGCGAGGGGAAUAUGUAGCAAGCAGGCUUAUGGAAGAUUCGGGUCCAGAGAACGCGAGCAUCUACGUGUUGGUUUCAAAUUUCUAUGCGGCGAUUGGGAAGUGGGAUGUGGUUGAAGAAUUGAGAGGAAAAAUGAAGAAUAAAGGUUUGGUUAAAGCAGCUGGACACAGCUUAUUCAUAUGAACUAAUAAUUCUGUCUCUG